AUGAAAAUCGUCCACGAGUACUUGCGCUCUGAGAUCUGUAUCGCACAAGCCCAGCACGAGAAGUACGCUAACAGGAAACGUAAACCUGCCCGCCAGUUCUUUGAAAACGACCUAGUGUGGCUUGACGCCCGGAAUAUCAAGACUGCCCGCCCGCAGAAAAAACUAGACUGGAAAUUCCUAGGACCCUACAGGGUCACUAAGGUCGUCAGCCCGUAUGCUUACCGCAUAGAGCUGCCUGCUUUAAUGAAGAUCCACCCUGUGUUCUACGUGAGCCUGCUCCGCCCAGCUGCGACUGACCCCCUGCCUGGGCAGCGACAAGACCCGCCCCCUCCUGUCGAAGUUGAGGGAGUUGAGGAGUGGGAGGUCGAGGAUAUCCUAGACUCCCGCUGGGACCGCCGCGGCCGUGGAGGCCGGCCCCGACUAAAGUAUAUAGUGAAGUGGGUUGGAUACGACGAGCCUACUGAAGUACUAGCCGACUACGUUGGGAACGCCUAA
Alternaria arborescens is the source of this 495-nucleotide messenger RNA. RefSeq lists its product as hypothetical. The transcript has a single exon. Lineage: Eukaryota; Fungi; Ascomycota; Dothideomycetes; Pleosporales; Pleosporaceae. The record is from RefSeq and is a predicted model, not a curated record. The coding region runs from base 1 to 495 and encodes 164 amino acids.